This is a messenger RNA of Ilex paraguariensis (yerba mate), 216 nucleotides long. Lineage: Eukaryota; Viridiplantae; Streptophyta; Magnoliopsida; Aquifoliales; Aquifoliaceae. The record is from the annotation of a GenBank genome assembly.
AAGAAGAAUAGGGAAGAAGUAAAAGACGAGGAGGAGGAGAAGAACCAGAAAAUCAGAAGAAAAAGAGGUGGAGAGGAAGUAGAAAAGGAGAAGAAUGAAAAGACAUACCUUCGGCAUCUGUCCAGAAGAAUCACUAAGGCGACCGCUUGUUCGCAUAUUCUUGCUUUCCCCUCUUCACCUACGGCCGCAUCGCCUGGCUUGUUCCAAGCGACAUAG